CUACGAGGUGUCCAUCUGACAGACAGGUCAGCACAGCAGAAGACAUGCUUCGUGCAGCCUGAGUCGAGCAGUGCAUAUGUACACACAUCAUUCAGUGCGUCACACACACGCUCACUAACACAUCCAUCCAUUGCAGACGAGUGUGCCACUCCAACCACAAACACAUCAGCCACAUCUCUGUGUUGUGUGUCUGCAGGUUGUGCAUUUUCACGGGCAUACAGAGCUGCUACCUCUGCACUCCGCUCGCUAAGCAAAGAGCACUGACUGCCUUCCCUUUGCUCAUCUGUGUGUUCACGUACUUGCUGUGCAAGCAGUUGUUUGCCGGCUUCGCGCUGCGGGCAGUUGCGGUAGAGGUGCUCGGUGCUCUCGCAGAGGAAGCACUUGAGUCCCUUGCCCUUCUUGCCCUUGCCGGUCUUGCCGCCAUUGCCCUCCUUGGCACCCGAUGACGCGUCUUUCGACGCCUUCAUCUGCUUGUUCUUGAGGCUCACGCCGGACUGCACCGUCGGCUGUCCGCUCGUGGGCUUCUUGCCCUUCUUCUUCUUCUUGGGGAUCUUGACGAACGUCACCUUCUGCGCCGUCCCCAUCACCUCGCCCGCCACGCCCGCCGCGCUGCUCGACGCACCGCCCUGGCCCUGCUGCUGUGCAGCCGGCCCGUUGAGUGACUUGAGCGCGUCAUCUCACUGGCGGCACACGCGGACGAGGGUCUCGAAGUUGUACUUGGCGGAUGGAUCGACUACCACCGCCUCGCGCACACGGCCAAACGACGCCGGCAGCUUCUUGACGAAGAACUCGACCUUCUCUUGGUCGUUGAUCGGAUGCACCCCUUGCAGCUGGCGCAGCUCGUUCGCACGCUGCACCUUCCGCAGGAAGUCGGUCAACGCCUGCUCGAAGUUCCAGGUCGGGUCACACUGCCAGUUGACCACCCGCGUGUAGGCCUCGGACCAGGAGCCAGGACGCGAUGGAUGAAACGACUCAUACAACGCGUCUCAGGCUGCUGCACCGUCGCCCGUUGGCACUUGCUGGAUGACGGCCAGGGCCUGCCCGUCGCCCUCGUAUCCCUUGUCAGGGAGCAGCGCAUCCAGCAGCGCCGCGUGCAGAUGGGCAUUGUCAGCAUCGUACUGCGCAGCACCCAUGCCGAGCCGCAUCUGCUGACGGAUGUCCUUGUUGAGCAGGUAGGCAAUUUUGGCCGCCUGACACUUGCUCUGCACCUCAAACGCGAACGUGGGGAAGCCAGCUUGGCCGCCAGUGAAGGCAUGAAGCUUGAGCUUCUUGCGCUCCAGCACCGACUCCGCUGUUCUCUUGACCACCACGCCCGGCAGGGUCAGACUGCUAGCCGUAUGACCGGCCUGCUGCUGUGGCGCAUGCUGGUCGACGUAGGCGCCGAGGGAGGUUUGGUGUGCCACUCUGUCAGCAGCAGCACGCUCCUCCCCGGACACUGUCAGCAGCAGCACGCUCCUCCCCGGACACCACCAUCUCCGCAU
Messenger RNA from Vitrella brassicaformis, 1481 nucleotides. Lineage: Eukaryota; Vitrellaceae. The record is from the annotation of a GenBank genome assembly.